Molecule: messenger RNA, 1221 nt
Organism: Bubalus bubalis (water buffalo)
Lineage: Eukaryota; Metazoa; Chordata; Mammalia; Artiodactyla; Bovidae
Product: olfactory receptor 4X2-like
Exons: 1
Coding region: 1-930 (309 amino acids)
Biological process (GO): G protein-coupled receptor signaling pathway
Cellular component (GO): membrane
Molecular function (GO): olfactory receptor activity; G protein-coupled receptor activity
Source: RefSeq, a predicted model, not a curated record
AUGGCUAACGCACAGAAUGUGACGGAAUUCACUUUCCUGGGACUUUUUUCCAAUCAGCUGGUACAGAAAGUCUGCUUUGUGAUGUUUCUGCUCCUGUACACAGCCAUUGUGCUGGGGAAUUUCCUCAUUGUCCUCACUGUCAUGAGCAGCAGAAGCCUUGGCUCCCCCAUGUACUUCUUCCUGAGCUACCUGUCCUUUGUGGAGAUCUGCUAUGCCUCGACGACAGCCCCCAAACUCAUCUCAGAUCUGCUGGCUGAGAGGAAAGCCAUAUCUCUGUGGGGCUGCAUGACACAGGUUUUUUUUACACACUUCUUUGGUGGCAUUGAAAUGUUCUUGCUCACUGUGAUGGCCUAUGACCGCUACGUGGCCAUCUGCAAGCCCCUCAGCUACACCACCAUCAUGAACCGGCAGGUGUGUGCCUUCCUGGUGGGAGCAGCAUGGGUGGGGGGCUUUGUGCAUUCCUUGGCUCAAAUCCUUCUCAUCUUCCGCUUGCCCUUCUGUGGCCCCAAUGUGAUCGACCACUAUUUCUGUGAUGUGCUUCCCCUGCUCAAACUUGCCUGCUCUGACACCGUCCUCAUUGGUCUUCUGAUUGUUGCUAAUGGGGGGACCCUGUCCGUGAUCAGCUUUGUGGUCCUCUUAGCCUCCUAUGUGGUCAUCUUGCUCCAUCUGAGGACUCGGAGCGCCGCCGGGCGGCUCAAGGCCCUGUCCACCUGUGGGUCCCACAUCACUGUGGUCACCUUGUUCUUUGGGCCCUGCAUCUUCAUCUAUCUGAGACCUUCUACCACCCUGUCUGUGGACAAGACGGUGGCCGUGUUCUACACGGUGAUCACCCCACUGCUCAACCCUGUCAUCUACUCCCUGAGAAAUGCUGAAGUGAAGAAGGCCAUGAAGAGGCUGUGGGUCAGAGCAAUGAAACUAGAAGAGAGGUAGAGGCUGAGCCUUGGUCUUGAUCCUCGGGCUUAGAAUGAUGGUGAAUAAAAGCAAAGUGACACAAUGGAAUGAAGGACACUCCCUAGGGUUUGUUAUUUUUAGAUUACUCCAACUGGUUCCAUUCUUCAACAGCUUCAUUGUACUCAUUUGUUAGAUAUUUUCUUUUAUGGAUAUACUAUUACUUAACUAGCCAUUUUUCUGUUACAUGUUUAGAUUAUUUAUAUAUUUUUACUACUAUAAAUAAUAAUGUGCUAAGUAUUCUUGAAUAAAAAUCUUGAUUGAUAUUUCUCA